Calypte anna (Anna's hummingbird) is the source of this 1960-nucleotide messenger RNA. RefSeq names its product mahogunin ring finger 1 (gene MGRN1). Gene Ontology annotation, biological process: protein ubiquitination; endosome to lysosome transport; negative regulation of G protein-coupled receptor signaling pathway. The transcript has 17 exons. Gene Ontology annotation, molecular function: ubiquitin protein ligase activity. NCBI's taxonomy places the organism in Eukaryota, Metazoa, Chordata, Aves, Apodiformes, Trochilidae. Gene Ontology annotation, cellular component: cytoplasm; nucleus; early endosome. The record is from RefSeq and is a predicted model, not a curated record. Bases 101 to 1711 code for a protein of 536 amino acids.
UGGGUGCGGGAGCGGGUGCGGGGCCCUCACCGCCGCUGCCGCCGCUCUGCCCGUCCGGUCCCGGCCCGGCCCGGCCCCCUCCGCCCUGCCCGCGGCCGCCAUGGGCUCCCUGCUCAGCCGGCGCAUCGCGGGCGUGGAGGACAUCGACAUCCAGGCCAACUCGGCCUACCGCUACCCGCCCAAGUCCGGAAACUACUUUGCAAGUCAUUUCUUUAUGGGAGGUGAGAAGUUUGACACCCCUCACCCUGAGGGCUACCUUUUUGGGGAGAACAUGGAUCUGAACUUCCUGGGGAACAGACCUGUUCAGUUUCCUUAUGUAACUCCAGCUCCACACGAGCCUGUGAAGACCCUGAGGAGUCUGGUGAACAUCCGCAAGGAUUCCCUGCGCCUCGUCAGGUAUAAAGAUGAUGUUGACAGCCCUACUGAGGAGAAUGGGAAGCAGAAAGUCCUCUACAGCCUGGAGUUCACUUUUGAUGCUGAUGCCCGUGUUGCCAUCACAAUCUACUGCCAGGCCACAGAAGAGUUUGUUGGUGGGAUGGCAGUAUACAGCACAAAGAAUCCCUCCCUGCAGUCAGAGACAGUUCACUACAAGAGGGGGGUAAGCCAGCAGUUCUCCCUGCCUUCCUUCAAGAUUGAUUUCUCAGACUGGAAGGAUGAUGAGCUGAACUUUGACUUGGAUCGAGGUGUGUUCCCCGUGGUGAUCCGAGCAGUGGUGGAUGAAGGGGAUGUGGUGGUUGAGGUGACAGGUCAUGCCCACGUCCUUCUGGCUGCGUUUGAAAAGCACGUUGAUGGCAGCUUUUCCGUGAAGCCCUUGAAGCAGAAGCAGAUUGUGGACCGGGUGAGCUACCUGCUGCAGGAGAUCUAUGGCAUUGAGAACAAGAACAACCAAGAGACCAAGCCCUCGGAUGACGAGAACAGCGACAACAGCAACGAGUGCGUGGUGUGCCUGUCAGACCUGCGGGACACCCUGAUCCUGCCCUGCAGGCACCUCUGCCUCUGCAACUCCUGUGCCGACACCCUGCGCUACCAGGCCAACAACUGCCCCAUCUGCAGGCUGCCCUUCCGUGCCCUGCUGCAGAUCCGGGCUGUGAGGAAGAAGCCAGGGGCUCUGUCACCAGUGUCCUUCAGCCCUGUCUUGGCACAGAGCGUUGACCACGAUGAGCACUCUAGCUCUGACAACAUCCCCCCGGGCUAUGAGCCCAUCUCCCUGCUGGAAGCACUGAAUGGCCUGCGCUCAGUUUCCCCCUCCAUCCCAUCAGCUCCUCUCUAUGAUGAAGUCACCUACUCUGGGGUGGUGGAUGGGAUGCCACCUGCAGCCCGGCCCCACGUCGGGAUGGACAGAACUGUGGAGAGCAGCCACCAAAAGGGCAAGAGGAGCAAAUCUCCAGACAGCACACUCCGCUCUCCCUCGUCCCCAAUCCACGAGGAGGAUGAAGAGAAGCUCUCCGAGGACUCGGACUCACAGCCAGCUCUGGGGGGGGGUGAGCUGGGCCUCAGGGAGACCAACCCUCCAGAAAGUGUGCCUGAGGAAGAGAUAGAGGAGGCCUCGUCGUUGCAGCAGGGUCACCGCCCACCCUCGGUGGAGGACGUGCUGCAGGACGGGGGCUGCGGGGAGCGGCGGGGGCUGACCCAGCCGGAGAGUGAGCCCGCGGUGGAUGUCUGCCUGCCAGCACUGGGUCCCGAUUCCUGCUCUAUUGGUAUAGAGGAGUAAGCUGGCUCAUCAGACUUCACCAAAACUCACCCUGGCCGAGGCACCAGCAGCCCCACGCAGCCCCUUCUCUUCGAGCAGACACGUCUUCACCUGGAGGACGAGCAAAGCCUCUCAUGAGCGGGGCCGGACCCCCAGAUUCCUUUUCCUCCCCCCCCUCUUUCCUCCCAGCACAAAACCUCCUCAAGAUCCAGCAGCCCGGCCCUUUGGGGGUUUUCAGCUUUUUGGUUUCUUUUCUUUUUUAAAAAAAAA